CGCCGGUGUUCGUCUCCGUCGGGACCGAAACAAGAUGUUAAACUUUUCAGUCGUCCUCGUUUCUUUGCUCUUCGCCUGCAGGUGGCUCGAGGCCGCCGUGUUUCCGGGCUCUGCAGCAGGUAUUAAACCAACGAAGAUCAUCGCCAUCGUGGGUGAAACUGUCGUUCUGCCCUGCAGCAUCUUUCUCAGCGAUGAGCUGCCCACGGUCGAGUGGUCCAAGGAAGGGCUGUCUCCAAACAUCACCUUCUUGUACCGGGACGGCUGCGAGACCUUCGAGAUGAAACAUCCGGACUUCGAGUUCCGGACAAACCUGCUCAUGAACGAACUGAAACAUGGAAACAUCUCGCUGAGGAUUUCCAACCUGCAGCUGUCCGACGGGGGAAAGUAUCAGUGCGUGGUUCUGCAGAAGAAGGAGCGGAAGGUCGUCUCCACGCUGGAGCUGGUCGUCGGUGCUGUCCCCGAGCCGACGCUCUCAGUUGUUUCAGAUGAGGACGGUGGAGCGACUCUGCAGUGCGAGGUCAAACACUGCUGGCCGUCGCAGCCUCUGAUCACGUUUCUGGACGAGCAGGGACAAGAGAUCGAUGCUGAGAAACCCCGAACAGCUCCACGCUCCGGGGAAUGUUUCAACGUCACCAGGAGAGCGACUGCUACAAACAGUGUCACAUGCAGAGUGCACCAUUCUGAGAUCAACAAGACCAGAGACACAAAGAUGUACAUACCAGAAAACUGCAUGAAACGCUGGACUCAAGCCGUUAAAACUGUUGUUAUUACAAUGUUCGCUCUAAUUGCGGUUGGAUUAGUUAUCGCUGCUGUUCUACUCUACAUGCGUUGCCGCCGUGGGAAAAAACAAAAAGUGUCAGAGCCGCCACGGUCCAACGGCCGUUAUACAGCAAGCAGAGCUGCAGGAGCGAACCGCCAAGGGAACCAGGCUGAAACCCUCACAUACGAGGAGCUGCUGAGAGCCAAUAGAGAGCUGAAGUCUAAAAUUCAGGAAAAAGACAGGAUCAUCCGCCGACAGGCUGACGAGCUGAAAGGCCUCAAAUCGAGACAGAAUCCCGUCUCGCAGAACAGCCCGUCUAUAGCCGACUCCACAUCCUCACCAGACGUCUCAAAUCUCGUUAGCCAACCACCAAGAGGGACUGACCAAGACAGCAACCCAAAACCAGCAGCCUCAACCACCCUCAACAGUCCAAAAUCUGACAAGUCCGCGACCAGGAGCAAGGAUCGAAACCCUGUCGCUUCACGCCAGAGCCCGCCGCCUGGUCCCCCGACAAAAACAAGCACUCAUGACAGCUGUCCUUCUCUUCCGACGAGCAGUGCUGCCGCUCCGUCCACCUCAGAGGAGAAGCAUCGCAUCCGUUCCAGGAGUUUGUCUGAGCCUCGGCCUCGGCCAAGCGGAGCCAAAACCGUGCGUAGAAACACCACCUCGAUCACGUCUAGCAACCGAUACACUGUCCUGGAAGACCUCCACGAAGACUUGGAGCCGCUGAUCUAAGGAGGUGAAGAGAGAGUGCAGCGAGGAGACGUCCGAAUAAAACCCAAAGUUUGGUCAGAGUGACAUUAAACAUAUCAUGACUAUAAACUCUGGCCUUGAUAUCUGUACUCGUAAUUACUGAUAAACUAAAAUGUGAAAUCUGCUAAACCAGAGAUGAAUUUGGGAGAAGUGAGCAUCUCUUAGUUCCACUUCCAUGAGGCCGUUUAUCAACAAAAACAAAUCCUUCUUGUUUUUGCUCUUUUUUAAAGUAGAAAAAAACCAAAACAAAACACUUCUAAGCUAUUUUAUUAUCAGUGAGAAAACGUUGCAGUGAGCCAGAUUAGCACCGACAGUUUCCUCAUCCUGAGAGCGACUCUGCUGCUUAUAACUCAAUUCUUUGUAAAACCAUUAAAAAAAAAAAAACUCAUACAUUGUUCAUUUCAAACAGGUGCUUGUAUUUGUAAAACCUUUUCUCUGUGCAGUUAAAUCAUUCAGGUUUCUGGUCUUUGAACUUGAAGCUGUUCAUCCUUUAAAAUCGGAUCAAAACUAUUUUAAUUAAAGCUGUAUUAAUAAUUAUGAGUAAAAGAUAAUGGGAUAUUAUUAUUACGGUAUUAAUAGUACAAUAAUACAGAAUACAGCUGAUUAAAAUGUAGCUGAGUAAAACAGUGAAGUUCAAUAAAAUGCACACAGACUUUAUAGAAUAAUUAAAACAGAUAUAAUACAAAACGGUAUAAUAUCUAAUUAUGCUGUUGUUGGUGAUGAAUAAAUGUGAACCAGCAUUUGCUAUAUUUAGUCGAUGAAGCUUAUUUAGAUUGUUUUUAUGUAAAUAUAAAUGUGUAAAAACGCUAUAUUUUAUAAAACGACAUAACUGUUUAUUUUCUUAAUGGAUCAAUUGUGUGAUUAUUUUCUUGAUUGAUUGAUUUGAUCAGUGCUUCAAACAGCCAAAUUAUUACAGACAGUUCAACAGAAGAGCAACCCAUCUUCACAUCUGAGAAUCCAAAACUAUGAAAUAUUCAGGUCAGGUCAUUAAAAUGCAGCUAAUCAGCUAACGAACCACUUUGGCCUCGUGUGCAUCAACGUAUUAAAUAAACACUAAACCUGUUUGGUUUGUAAAGAUAUGAACUUAAAGAGUAGUUGGUGAAUGUCCAGUAGUAAAAGGUAGCAUGUUUCCUCCUGAAUGUAGACGGACCAAUACUCUCCACAGAUACUCAGCAGGGUGCUUUUUAAUACUAUUGUUACUGUCGUAUAAAUUCUAAUUUUGCACUGUUCUGUAAAAAUGUGUUGAUAAAAACGUGUGAGUUUGUGUACAGAGCUUUCUACUAACACUGUGUCUGUCAGGGUAAAGUCGUGUAACGUAGGCUUCUUCUGAUGUCAGUUUUCUACAAAGUGGAGCUUGUAUUCGCUCGACUGCAUCGGUCUUGUUUUUGUAAAAAAAAAGAAAACACACAACGCGUUGGUCAUGCAUGUGUUUUGAUCGUCGCCAUUCAGGUUUUUGAAAAUGUUUUUUGCUUUUAAAGUUCAAACAUUUGCCAUUUCAUUUGAAGUAGUAUUUGCUUUCCUGUUUUGUAGAUCACAUUGUCGCCUCGUCUGUCAUUCAGUGUCUCGAGUAAAAUUCAAACUUUGUCUAUUUGUGCAAAUAUCAGCUUCAGAAGCACUGCAGGUUACAGACAACACAAUGUGACGGACAGGAAGUCGGUGUUCUGACAUGUUUGGAAGAGAGAAUGUAAGCGACAGAAGGAAUGUGAUGAUAAUAAACCUUUAUAGCGUUUUUCUUAAAUCUUUAGUCUCCCCCUUCUGGCAGGGAGAGGAAUUACACCAACACUGUUGACUGCUGUGUUGUUAUUGUCUCUGGUCUCUGCUGUGCUGCCGAGGUCUUUCCUCUGGACGUCUGUUUGCUGUUUCCUGCUCGGUCACUGUGGUUCAAGCAGCACUUCAUGCUUCAUCCUUUGUGAGCCUCAGAGCUUCAUCAGUGCAGCAGAUAGACUCAUGACAUUUUAGGAAGAAAAGCACAUCUGAGUUCUGUUAAAAACUGACUCCAGGUCAGUUUUACCUCCGUCCAGGUGUCACAUUCUGAACACCGGAUCUCUUUGUUGAAUUUGUUUCCCACCUUUUAUCUGUGAGCGUCUGUUCCGAGCAUAUCAGAAAAGUCAGCAGUUUCUAAAGGAUGUAAUGAUGCUCUUUUGUUUCUCCUAAAUAAAGACGCUACAGUUUAUAUUUCCCAAAAAUCCCUCCAGCCUCAGCAUGAUCUUGUGUUUUUUUUUUUUAUGGCAGUUCUGAGAAACAUUCUUGUUUUAACAGUAAAAUAGAAGCGCAUCAGUUUGGUUUUCACUUACUGCUUUGCUGAACCAGGAGUGAUGGAGCGCUUCUCCUUUCCUUCGUCCCUCCUCUGACCACAUUCUGGCUUUUGUCUUUGGUGUUCGUAUUAGGAUUGGUUUGUAAAUUCACUUAUUUCUUUGUAUUUCUGUCUUGUUUUUAGUUUUUAAUCAUCAGUCCUGUUUCUAAACUCUCUGUAAUUAUCUUUGUAAAGCAGUACGUUGCCUUGCAGACCGACUCGGGGCUGAAUGAACUCUACCAACGUCAUAACUUCUUCAUAACACUCACUGUGUGAAAGGCCCCAAAGGGCAGCAGAACUCCCCGACUGAAGGUAAUGCAGAUUGUGGUUGUUGUUGUUGGUUUUUUUUUGUCUUUAAAUGUGUAUCUUGUAAAUACCUGCAUCAUUUUGUGGUUAUUUAUCCUUUAUCAUCGAUGGUUCUAUCAUCCUUUAUCAUCCUGUUCUAUGAAUUCUUUGCAGUCAUUUUGCGUCUCUUGAGGUUGUUUUGUGUCUCCUUUCAGGUGUUUUUAGUCCCUUCCUGUCGUAUUUUUGUAGGGCUUUGCCUCUCUUUGUGGUUGUUUGCAUUAAAUUUUGGUCGUUUUGCACCA
Molecule: messenger RNA, 4393 nt
Organism: Stegastes partitus (bicolor damselfish)
Lineage: Eukaryota; Metazoa; Chordata; Actinopteri; Pomacentridae
Product: butyrophilin subfamily 3 member A3-like
Exons: 6
Coding region: 35-1495 (486 amino acids)
Biological process (GO): T cell receptor signaling pathway; regulation of cytokine production
Cellular component (GO): external side of plasma membrane
Molecular function (GO): signaling receptor binding
Source: RefSeq, a predicted model, not a curated record